This is a messenger RNA of Theileria parva strain Muguga, 771 nucleotides long. RefSeq names its product Kinase binding protein CGI-121 family protein. Gene Ontology annotation, cellular component: EKC/KEOPS complex; cytosol; nucleus. The record is from RefSeq and is a predicted model, not a curated record. Gene Ontology annotation, biological process: telomere maintenance via recombination; tRNA threonylcarbamoyladenosine modification. Bases 43 to 690 code for a protein of 215 amino acids. Lineage: Eukaryota; Apicomplexa; Aconoidasida; Piroplasmida; Theileriidae. The transcript has 5 exons.
UUUAUAUACACAUUUUAUUUGUAAUAUUAUUUUGUAAUUUUAAUGGUUAAUAAAAAUCCAAAUUAUGGUACUUUUAUCAAUUCUUUCAAGUUUUCCGAUGAUUUGGAGGAUUCCACAGAGCGGAAUCUCGAUGUUUAUAUAACACUUUACUCUAAAAUUGCAAAUAUUGGUCCUGUUUUGGACUACGCUUUAAAUGUUAAUGACUACAAUAAGCCUUUAAACUCUGAAGAUUCUUUUAAUUCUAUCAAGAAUCCAAAAUCUAUCUUAGAUUUCAAUGUUUUAUUUCUAGUUCUGAGACCUAGUUUGAUACUCUCUACUGAUCAUUUACUUCAUUCCGUAGCUCGGGCUCUAACUAACGUUUUAAACUCUAAACCUGUUUCCAGCAACUUUACUACUGAAGUUGCCUUUAUGUUAUCUGGAUCUUCUAGUGUUGCAAAAUCACUAGAACGUGUUUUAUUAUCAAAAAGCGAUAAAUUUAGCCCAGCCCUAAUUGUUACUCUUGUACAAAAUAAGUCUAAGGAUAACAUCUUGGAUAUCAUUGAUGGAGUUCAAGAUGACAUUUCCAACCUUGAUAAAUACACCAAGGUUGACGAACUUAUAAAGGAAUUUAAAAUUACACAAGAAGAGCUUAGACUCCCUGGGGGAUUAGAGGCUUCGAUUUUGUGCAGAAUUGGAGUUAAAAGAAUAUAACAUCAACUUUAUAUCCAAACCGUACAAUUCUCAAUGGAAUUCUUAAGAUAAUUCUUAAUUUAAAUGUAAUAAUAGAAAUUA